Messenger RNA from Penicillium diatomitis, 528 nucleotides. Its product is annotated as GNAT family N-acetyltransferase. The record is from RefSeq and is a predicted model, not a curated record. Bases 1 to 528 code for a protein of 175 amino acids. Gene Ontology annotation, biological process: protein acetylation. NCBI's taxonomy places the organism in Eukaryota, Fungi, Ascomycota, Eurotiomycetes, Eurotiales, Aspergillaceae. Gene Ontology annotation, molecular function: N-acetyltransferase activity. The transcript has 2 exons.
AUGGCCACCAGUCAACCCACUAUUCGUCUGGCGACGCCCGAGGACGUCCCGUACAUCCUCCAAUUCAUCCGCGAACUCGCCGACUAUGAAAAAGCCCUCCACGAAGUCGAGGCCACCGAAGCAUCCCUCCUCGCCACCCUCUCCUUCCCCAAUGACCCGCCCAAGCGCGGCUCCGUCUACACGGCGCUCGUGAUUCCCCCACCCUCCACCGAGAACCCCUCCCCCGUCCCCGUCGGCAUGGCCCUCUACUUCUACAACUAUUCCACCUGGCGCUCCGCACCGGGUAUCUACCUGGAAGAUCUCUACGUCCAGCCUGCGGCGCGCGGCAGCGGCUAUGGUCUCAAGCUGCUCCGAUUCUUGGCCAAGCAGGUCCUCGAGAUCAAUGGCCGUCGGUUGGAGUGGAGCGUCUUGACGUGGAAUACGCCGAGCAUUGAAUUCUACAAGCAGGUUGGGGCUAAGCCGAUGGACGAGUGGUUGAAAAUGAUGGUCGAUGGGCCGGCACUGGAGAAGCUGGCUGAGGGUGCGUGA